Bactrocera tryoni is the source of this 3033-nucleotide messenger RNA. Its product is annotated as Y+L amino acid transporter 2. NCBI's taxonomy places the organism in Eukaryota, Metazoa, Arthropoda, Insecta, Diptera, Tephritidae. The transcript is spliced from 9 exons. Gene Ontology annotation, molecular function: L-amino acid transmembrane transporter activity. Gene Ontology annotation, biological process: amino acid transmembrane transport. Gene Ontology annotation, cellular component: membrane. The record is from RefSeq and is a predicted model, not a curated record. Bases 570 to 2090 code for a protein of 506 amino acids.
AUCGCAACAACAGUCGCACUCAUUCAUUGAACACGUUCAGUUGUUGAACGCUCAGUUACUCGGUUGAUACUCACCGAAUCGACUUUCGCGCGUGCAGUGCCUAUACUUACAUGUGUGUGUGUGUGUUAAAGUUCAUGCGACAAAUGCAUAAAAAAGUUCUUGUGCGAUAGUUAAUAUUUUAGUGGUGUUUAGGGAGAAAAAGUAAAAACGAAGCGAUUUGAAAAAAAUUGUUGAAUGGUCAAAAAUUGUGGAUUUUUGGCGGUGAUUUAUUGUGGUACAGUUCAAUAGUGCAACAAAAGCAUAUCCGCAUCGCCACAUCCACCGAUUUAGUGGCGGGAAAGUGCUUAAAAGCAGCUGCAGUGAAAAACAAUAACAAAACAAAGAUUUCCACGCCAACACACACCUGCACAUAUUUUAUACACAUAAACACACACCAUAAAUAAUACAAAGUAUAAAUAAUACCAAGCAACAAGCUAAACAGCUGCCUCUGCAAAAAUUCUAAUUGUUUAGCAUAAAGCAAUUAACGACUUGAUUGUCGAAAUAAGCACACACAUAAAGCACACACAAACAUGGAGACUGAAUCGCUUAAUCGGAAAAAUUCCUCACGGAAAAGUUCGGUAAUCAAUGGCAAUGGCGAUGCGCCAGCCAAGGUGACGACGGAAGGCGAGGGCGGCGACGGCGGCGGCGGUGGUGAGGUGACUUUAAAGGCGAAAAUGAGUUUGAUCAACGGCUGCACGGUGAUCGUCGGCUCGAUCAUUGGCUCCGGCAUCUUCGUGUCGCCCACUGGCGUGCUGCGCUACACCGGAAGCGUGAAUUUGUCGCUGAUCGUGUGGGUUAUUUCCGGCCUCUUUUCGAUGGUCGGUGCCUACUGCUAUGCCGAGUUGGGCACAAUGAUCACCAAGUCUGGUGCGGAUUAUGCCUACAUCAUGGAGACAUUCGGUCCCUUCAUGGCCUUCAUACGUCUGUGGAUCGAGUGUAUGAUUGUGCGCCCCUGCUCACAGGCGAUUGUGGCGCUCACCUUCAGCGUCUACGUGAUGAAGCCGUUCUUUCCGGAUUGCCAGCCACCAGAUGAUUCGGCGCGCAUGUUGGCCGUGUGUUGCAUAUUGGUGCUGACUUUCGUCAACUGCUGGGACGUUAAAUGGGCCACCGCUGUGCAGGACAUCUUCACAUAUGCCAAGCUAUUGGCGCUCUUCAUCAUCAUCGCCACCGGCGUGUAUCAACUGUACUUGGGCAAAUUGGAAUAUUUUACAUUCGAGAAUACGGACACAAAAGUGACAUCGCUAGCGCUGUCCUUCUACUCCGGAUUGUUUGCUUACAAUGGCUGGAAUUACUUGAAUUUCAUUAUUGAGGAACUGAAGGAUCCGGUAAAGAAUUUGCCACGCGCCAUCGCCAUAUCCUGUACGCUGGUCACAAUUGUCUAUGUGAUGGCCAACGUUGCCUUCUACACCAUAUUGUCGCCGGAGGAGGUUCUCGGUUCGGCCGCUGUGGCUGUGACCUAUGCGGAGCGCGCUUUCGGCAUAUUUGCGUGGACGGUACCAGUUUUCGUUGCGCUGUCCACCUUCGGCGCCGUUAAUGGUAUUUUGCUUACCUCAUCACGUCUUUUCUACGCUGGCGCCAAUGAAGGUCAAAUGCCGGAAAUCUUAACAAUGAUUCAGAUACAACGAUUCACGCCCACACCUGCUGUGCUGAUAAUGGCGCUGCUGUCGAUGUUGUACCUCACAGUCUCUGAUAUAUUCGCGCUCAUCAAUUAUGUGGGCUUUGCCACUUGGUUGAGCAUAGGCGUUUCUGUACUCUGUCUUCCCUGGUUGCGUUAUGCUCAACCCAAUUUGCCACGCCCCAUACGUGUACCGCUCGUUUUUCCCGUUAUUUAUCUACUCGCCACCAUCUUCGUCACCGUUGUGCCCAUGUACGCUAGCCCUGUGGAAACCGGUUAUGGCAUCCUGAUGAUCCUAAGCAGCAUACCUGUCUAUUUGGUGUUCAUCGCGUGGAAAAACAAACCGAUUUGGUUCCAGAAAACAAUGGGUGGAUUCACUCAGGGACUGCAAAAAAUGUUGAUGGUUGUACGACCAAAAGCUUCCGCUUCAAAGUAAGCCUCACACGUUUCCUACAGAAGACGCUAAUGGUAGUCGGCAAAAGUAAACCAGCUCAGGUGUAAAUGUCAUAACCAUGGAUUCAUAACGCUACAUACACACAUACAUACUACAUAUACAAUAUAUCUAUAUAUGUAUAUAUAAAUAAACCGUACAGCCAUGUACGAUUUCUCACAAGGCAUUUAAGAAUUAACAUGAUGUAGGCUCCCAUAUAGUAGUGCUUACCUAUAUGUAUGUAUAUUAUAAUUUUAAAAAGAAAUGAUGCAAAGCAAAAAACACCAGCGAAGGGCUUUUGUGAAUUGAAGCUCCAUUUUACAGUAAUCUUAAGUUUAAGUAAUUUAAGACGGCUAAAAAAUAUGAAGAAUUGUUGGACAAGGCAAAAUAAGCAUAUACUGUUAAACGAACUUUUGGAGGGGACCACUACCAAAACAGCAAAACCAGUGUAUUUUUAAGAAAACCAGAAAAAAAUAAUAAUAAAAAGUGAAAAAGUAAUAAUGAUAGUGUUCGCGUGCAUUUUUAGUAUUUUUUCAGUGAGUUCUUAGCGAAAGCUUUUAAGCUGGAAACUGUAUUAAAUAACCUAUAAUUUUUAAGCAAAAAUUUCAAUAUGCUGUGAAUACCCCUAAUACAAUGAAAUAGUCCAGUGCUGCAUACUGCAUGCUUAAUAAUUAUUUUAAGAACUGUUUUUUAGCGCAAAACCACUAAAAAUUAAGUAUUUUUAAAUAGAAAAAAUAAUAAAAAAUUGGAUGGAUUUGAGCAUAUAGAAUAUUGUAUUAAUGCUGCAAAUAUACCCGAAAUAAUUUAAAAAAAUAUCAGAAAAACUCUAAGCCCUCAAGUUUAAGACGUUCUUAUUACUCAUAUGUAAACUUAAAGCUUUUAAAGUUAAACUUUCGAGCUUUUGGAAGGGGAACAGUAAAAAUAAAUAAAUGGAGAUUUGAAACACAUA